This is a messenger RNA of Exophiala viscosa, 6101 nucleotides long. RefSeq lists its product as uncharacterized. The coding region runs from base 233 to 5800 and encodes 1855 amino acids. The record is from RefSeq and is a predicted model, not a curated record. Gene Ontology annotation, biological process: intracellular signal transduction; negative regulation of TORC1 signaling; positive regulation of autophagy. Gene Ontology annotation, cellular component: GATOR1 complex. The transcript has a single exon. Gene Ontology annotation, molecular function: GTPase activator activity. NCBI's taxonomy places the organism in Eukaryota, Fungi, Ascomycota, Eurotiomycetes, Chaetothyriales, Herpotrichiellaceae.
AUCUUCGCUACCCUCGCUAAGGGUUUCUUGCGGCACUAACUUGCCACUACAUCACGCGAAUCCUCUUUCCGGUACGGCCUUGAAGCCGACGUGUUCAUCUCAUGCAUGAUUCGGACAGAUGAUGACUUCUCGGUUUAAUGGGGGCAGUCGCGCCUGCCGAACAGCGGAAGUGGAAGGACUUCUCUAGGCAUGCACGCUCCAAGCAGCAUAACCUCUGACCUUUUUCGUCGGUAUGGAAGACUCUAAGCGACCUCGACGCACAAGCAGCCAUUCUACGGUCCGUGGCAUUGUCAGGACUCAGUCGGCGGCGCUGAGUAAUGGCUCCUCCAAUGCACAAGCCAGUCCACCCGUCCGUGCGACUCUUUGGAUACACGACGACAACUUCUCCACCGAAGACAUCCUGAUCAAUGAAGACUGUCUCGAAGGCUCUGGCAUCCACGAGGGCAGCUUGGUGGAGAUCCUUCCUGUGAGAGAGGCCUCGGACGUACGCGACUUCCAACCUCCCGAUACUGACACCGUUGAGCCAAAACGCAAUGGGCUCCCGGAGCAUCUCCAGCACGAUGUUUCCGACACCCGCAUGCGUUAUCUGUCGAUCGUCAAGUUCGCCUCGCCAGACUUCAAAGCCAAGCAGGCUAACCUGCAGGUGUCCAUCAAAAGCAACAUCGCCGCAGCGUUCGGUCUCCGGCCUCGCUCCGAAGUAUGGCUUCUUCCUGCUUAUUUCGAUGAUUGCACAGCCUCACAUGUCGAAUUCAGCUUCAGGGACACCUACAUGGCCAGGUCUGACAUGUGGCGGCUUGUGGGUCAAGAAUUAGCAGGCAAGACAGUCUACACAGGUCAAAAAAUCACCUACUUGGGGACCAUCCGGCUUACCGUGAAGUCAAUCCAUGUCCAAAACCACAAAGUGCCCACUGCCUAUUUUGCUGGAACCACUGUUCCUAUCUUCCGCAGCGAAGCUGCACGAUACGUGCUGUUCAUACAAAUGUCUAGCGAAAUGUGGGACUUUGACUCUGAGGGCAAUGGCGAAAUCAUGUUUAAUCGAGUGAUCAAUGGCUUUUUACCAGAGCUGUUCAAGCGUUGGACAGAGCUGGACGUCCGUCAUCUAGUCAGCAUCGUCAUGUUUGGUCGUUUGGAAUAUGAUCGGUUUGAUCUAGCCAGAAAUAAGGACCGAAGAAUGGAAACUGCUUCAGUGACAGGGUCUCCCAAUAUGACUGCACGAGAUUAUCAAGACUUCUAUCGUGUGGUUGUAACGGAUAUGGCCAGCGCGCAGUGGACGACUAUCCUCAAUGAGCUCAAGAAGGACUUUCGAGUCUUUUUGAGAGACAUCUCACUGCACACAUCAAACAACAAUGAAAUGGCAAUCAAUGACGCAAAGUUAAACGGAACACGUAUUGCAGGACGACCAAGCACGGCCUUGAAGGGCAAUAUCUUGGAAGCUAUCAACAUUGCUUGCACCCAGUUUGCGAACGACUAUGUUGAUCGUGACCUUAUUCGAACCGGAGUGUCAGUUGUGGUCAUCACAGCAGGGACUGGCGUCUUCGAGGUCAACAGAGAUCUGCUGAACCUGACGUCGCAAAAUUUGACCAACAAUGGGGUUGGAAUCGACAUCGUGUGCUUAUCAAAGAUGCCUCUACACUCAGUACCGUUGUUCAAGUAUCGAAACACUGCAGUGGAGGAAUCUGUUCACCUUUCCAUACCUACAGGUCUGAACGUUAGUCCUCGGAGAUCGGGGUCCGGCCCAUCCUUUUGUGACUCCAUUCAACCUCGAAAGUUGUCUCCUGCAUUCUCCUCCAUGACGACAAAUAGUCUUCGAUACUUCACUAGCCAUAUUUCGGGACAAACCCGUGACGGACUCCAUGGGUGGUGUUUUGGCAUCCCCCAAUGGAUCGACCUGUCAUACUGGUCGCCUGAGAAUGAGCCUGCAGAGACUAAAGAGGGUGCAGAGGACACCAGAGAUAAGAGCCAGCUUCAGAGGAAGAAGCUGCCUUUCGUUCCACGCGUGAGAAUGUACGAAAUUCAGAUGAUGGGUUUGAUGGAGCUGGGUCUUGCGGACAUGAGCAUUCCAUUUAUGAACGAAACACAAAAUCCGAUCGGACGCCGGCUGAGCCGCAGAAAGUCCCAAGCGCGACGUUCAAGUGCGGCAGGGAGCUUGUCCCACUCACCAAAGGUAUCACGCAAAAGUCGAUCGUUCCUCGAGUCUGGUCGCUCCGGGCAAGGUCUUCUUUCUACUCAUGCCAAAGCCUUGGGGGAUAUAUUCGACCGUAUGGAGAAAUAUGACUCAACAAUAUUCCGCGCACGGCCAAACCAUCAAUCACUGGCCAAAGGCCUCAAACAAUCUUCUAGUCUCGAAAAAAGCAAUGAAUAUGUGGCCACGAAGCUUCCGAACAAGGUCCAGCCCUCUGUUGAAGAGUCAAAAGUCGGAUCCAAACUGACUAAGGUGCUCUCCAACAAGCCUCUCAAUACGCCAUUCCGCCCUCAACUACCCUCUCUGAACUCGGGAGAUGCGUCUGACGCAUUGUUUGGGAAGAAGCACCCAUCUACUGCUCCAAAAGUGAAUCGAAAUCUGAGCUAUGCCUUGCGUGGUCUUGCUCCUCCAAUCAGAGCCGUGGCUAGCACCGAGGUGAACACAACUAAUGCUCAGGCAUAUCCGACCUUAAUCAAGCCUGGCACAGUUGCUCCACGCCCUGCCUCCGGCACGUCAGCAGCAAGUAUUCGGUCGGUGUCGACCACCAGUGCGAUGAACGAGAGGACUUCGAACGGCCAUCCAGAUAAUGAAAUUGCAUACCAAGCUACUGGUCGGGUAGGCGGUAUGCCGUCGAAGCCCAUCUCGAUCAAUACACCGAUAAGGAAGCAGCAUGACGAUGGUCUUGCAGAUUCGCAUCGAACAGGCUCGACAUUGCGCAAUUCCAGAGGUCCUCCCAGCAUUUCUAGGGCGGAUUUUGCGGCCGAUCAACAUUCUGGGAGUGGCUCGUCGAUAUCAUCUGGGAAUGAUGAUGAAGACGACAAUGACAGUGUCGAACAGGCUGCCAGUUGGCUAGGAACCUCAGUUGCUAGCUCCGUACCAAGAAGCAACCUUCCUUAUGUACGCAACGUCAAUGCUUCGAACCCCCUGAAACGACACCCGGAGCGAGAAUCUCUAUUCGGAAGAUGGCAGCAUUUGUAUCCACGAAAGCCACGGGCUUCAAUCGUGAAAUGGCGAUCGUUGUGCACUCCUGCAUCGGUGCCGUUGACAACAUCAGACUUCCCCUCUGGGCUGGAACUCGAAUUGGAGUACGAUGUUGUGACCUACGACGUGCACCUCGAACAUCUAAAUGACAUGCUUGAAGUUCCCGAAUCUCGAGACACGCUGCUCCGAGAGAUGUUGGCAUUGAGGUUCUCCCACGGUUAUCAACUGGUAGUGGGGCAAGGCCUGGUCGAAGCUGUCGGUCCUGGCACAUGCGACAGCUCCUCAUUCUUCACGCCCGACGUGGUGCGACCUGACGGGUCAUUCAUCUUUUUGUACAUGGGCAACACCAUCCAGAAACUGUCUCUCGAACAGGCAGAUCGUAUUCGUGUCACCAAAUACGUCCGUAAGUUCCCUACUGUGCAACCUCCAUAUUCUCAGCAGAUAAAUUAUCAUCCCAACAUCAGGACCAUUCUAUCCGAAACGUAUGCGAUACGACCGAUGCAAUUUCAAGGAUUCUCGGAACAGUAUCCUUGGGAAGCUGCAGACAAUCACCUUGCCAACUCCAGAGCACAGGCGGACGCAGACGUCAAAGCAUUGCGAUUCUGGCGUGCACGUUUCGUGCUGAUACCAGUCGAGCCGCCCGCCAGUGCUCGAAGAUCUGCGCCAGCGGAAGUCGAAGAGAAUGAAGAGGAAAUUCAUUUGCGGGGAAUUCGAGCAUUGACGCAAAUGUGGCAGAAGGCUCGCUAUGUCCCACCUGACGAACGAAGGCCGGCUCAUAACCGUCUCAGCACAAUGAAACGAAAGGAUCGUAACCCCUUGAGGAUCAAUUUGGAGACUCUCAAUCCGUCUGAGCUGGUGGCCACCGAACUGGAUAAGCUCAUCGCCGCAGAGGAAGCAGGAGAAGUGCAAACUACUCAGCUACUGUCAGAAGAAGAACAGUUCGACAGAGACAGUUUUAGCUUAACGAAGCUGGCACAAGCGUUGCAGAGUGAGAAGGGCAUCGAAAUCAAAACCAGACGAUGGCACCUGCGUCUGUACUACAGUUGUUUUAUGGGCGAAGACUUGACCAAUUGGCUGGUCCACAAUUUCAAAGACAUCGACACUCGUGAGGACGCUGUGGAACUCGGAAAUGAACUGAUGAAAGAUGACCUAUUCGAACAUGUUCAGGGUCGGCACAACUUCAAAGACGGAAACUAUUUCUACUCCAUCAAACCAGAAUGGCGAGCUCAGCGACCUGAAGCCAGACAGUCGUGGUUCCCUGCAAGUCGCAAAUCCGACCGGUCAAUACCUCCAACUCCGCUCAGCGAGCAUCCUCCACGUGAUUUUAUGGGCGGUCGAUCACGAUCAGGAUCUAGUCUCGCGAACCAAGGGCAAAUCAGUUCUGAGCUAGCCAAGUCGCUGGUUGACAAGAAGAGGAGAACAGUUACUCUCAGCAAGAUGAUCCGGAUAGAUGUUGACACAAGAAAGCGUUCCAACAGACCCGAGAUCAUCAAUUUACACUACGACAGACUUCACAACCCAGAAAACUGCUAUCACCUCGAGCUCGCAUGGCUCAAUGUGACAUCCAAGCUUGUCGACGAUGCUAUUGUUAGCUGGACAACUCAAGCUGAGAAAUAUGGGUUGAAACUUGUUGAGGUGCCUAUGGCCGAGGCAGCUGAAGUCCCAGAGCACGAACCGUUCCGUGCGCCAUAUCGCAUCAAAUUGGCCAUUGAGCCUCCUCGUCCACAAUCACAAAGCAACGCAUACUUCACCGCGACUUCCUUUGGACCACAUGCGCCUCUUAACUCAGAUGUUCACCUCUAUCAGAAAGCCCUGUUGAAAAGGUUCAACUUCGUGCUGGACCUUGAAGCAGCCUCGGAAUUUCCCGAAAACGUCGAGGUCAAAUACUCCUGGGGCACGAUGGAUUACAGGUACACUCAAUUUGUGCAUCGGUCGGGAGUGAUCCUCGCUCAGAUCACGGACGAAGGCGACGUUUUGCUGCUUGCCAACAGGCUGUACAACUCGCGUCUAGCCUCGACCAAAGACACUUCGUCGAAAUUUGACAGCAGCAAGAAAGACACUACCGCCAAUGGACCAGCCUCAAUGCUUCGACCACCGCACAUCAAUACCACCCUACCGACUCCAAGCAUGCAAGCUUCCGGCAUUAUUGGAUUGAACGUCCAAUCCCCCAAGACAGGACCAUAUUCCUCACCAAUGAUCCGCCCUCUGUCAAAUACACCGCUUCUACCGCUGAUCCCGGGUUCAAGUCUGUUGGGGACUUCAUCGUCAUUACAGCCUUUAACACCACAGUUCACAGCCGAUGUCUUCGGCAGUGCCCGCCAGGCACUGAUGACGAGUACCUUGUCACAGUAUGUCACGCCCGAGCAGAUCAAGGAUGGCUUGGAAAGAUUUUGUUGUGACAAAGAGUGUCUGGAGGAGUUUUACAGAGAGGUUACAGCGACGUUGCCUACAGCGCCGCCACCGCUGGGACGGGAUCGGAAGGCUGGAAGUGGUGGGACCAGUUCGAGUUUGUUGAGGCCGAUUCGAGAGCCUGAGACGGAAGGGGGGAUACCGGAAUUCAAGUUGCCUGAGCCGGUUAGUUCGGGGAUGAAGAAGCGUGUGAAGGUGGAUGUUGAUGUUGGGGAUGGUGGGAAGUGAUCGACAGGCAGUAAAGACGCCGGUGCAAUAUAUCGAAUCCUGAUCUACUGGGUUGAAGUGGGAGCUCAUGGAUAGGGUCUAGUAAUUGGCGCUUUGGCAGUGACUCAAGCUUGAAUUAUGAUUUUGCAGAGUAAGCAAUGGUGGCGCGAGGUUGGUUUAUAUUUGGCAUCUGACAUGGAAAGAGAAUGCAUCUUGAGCAACUUGAGCAACUUGAGGGCAAGGGAUGUGGAAAGGGAUGUACCAUGAUGAAUACAGUAGUAUCGAAGGAAAUCCAUAUGAAGACUUGUGAGUCGUACCUGAU